AUGGCACCCACAGGCCCCAUCACAACACCGCUCACCACUCGGCUGGGCAUCAAGCACCCAGUCAUCCUCGCGGGCAUGGCGCACGUCGCUGGCGGCAAGCUAGCGGCGGCCGUGUCCAACGCCGGCGGUCUCGGUGUCAUUGGCGGUAUCAUGUACUCGCCGAACCAGCUGCGCGAGAUCAUCGCCGAGAUGAAAUCGCUACUCAAGAGCCCUGAUCUGCCGUGGGGCAUCGAUCUGGCGCUGCCCAAGAUUGGCGACGGCGCGCGCAAGACCAACCACGACUACACCAACGGCAAGCUUGACGAGCUCAUCGACCUGACGAUCGAGAGCGGCGCCCAUGUCUUUGUGUCUGCCAUCGGCACACCCCCGAAAUACGUAAUCGACCGCCUACAUAAGGCCAACAUUAUCGUCAUGAACAUGGUCGGACACCCCAAGCAUGCUAAGAAGGCGCUAGACCUCGGCGUCGACAUCGUGAUCCCACAGGGCAGCGAGGGUGGCGGCCACGCCAGCAGCAUCGCGACCUCGAUUCUGAUCCCUGCCGUUGUUGACAUUGCCAAGAACUACCGCCCACCGCUUCUGCGUGGCCAGACCGCGAUGGUGGUAGCCGCUGGCGGCAUCUCUAACGGCCGCGGGCUCGCGGCGUCGCUCGUCAACGGCGCGGUUGGCGUCUGGGUCGGCACGCGCUUCGUUGCGUCCGUCGAGGGCAACACGAGCGACGAGCACAAGAAAGAGGUGGUCAGCUGCACCUACGAUCAGACGGAGCCGACACUCGUCAUCUCGGGCCGCCCGCUGCGUCUCAAGGUCAAUGAUUACAUCCAGGAUUGGCACAAGCGGCCCGAAGAGAUCAGGGCGCUGUGCGACAAGGGUGUUGUGCCGUUUGAACACGAUCUGGACGAGGGUCGCGAUUUCGAUUUUCCUCACAUCAUGGGCCAGGUUGCCGGCUCCAUCAACUCGGUCGAGCCCGCCGCCAAAAUUGUUGACGACAUGGUCAAGGAGGCUGUGCAAGUGCUCCAGAUCGGCAACUCGUAUCUAUCCAGCACAAGCCGACUCUGA
Messenger RNA from Akanthomyces muscarius, 1053 nucleotides. RefSeq lists its product as uncharacterized. The record is from RefSeq and is a predicted model, not a curated record. Bases 1 to 1053 code for a protein of 350 amino acids. NCBI's taxonomy places the organism in Eukaryota, Fungi, Ascomycota, Sordariomycetes, Hypocreales, Cordycipitaceae. The transcript has a single exon. Gene Ontology annotation, molecular function: nitronate monooxygenase activity.